Messenger RNA from Aureobasidium melanogenum CBS 110374, 360 nucleotides. RefSeq lists its product as uncharacterized. Lineage: Eukaryota; Fungi; Ascomycota; Dothideomycetes; Dothideales; Saccotheciaceae. The transcript has a single exon. The record is from RefSeq and is a predicted model, not a curated record. The annotation marks the transcript as partial.
GCCUACAAGACCUUGCCUAGCUGGCUAGUCGUGGUGGAUAUCGUCGUGGUGCAUUUAGACCUCAGCUCUGCAGCAGGCACAGGGUUAUUCGGCCUACUAGGGGAUGCCCCAGUACAAAUCAUUCCAGUCUCCAACGAGACCGAAAUCGACAAAUUCUACGAUCUAGCUGAGCGCUGCGAACGUGGGAAGAAUGUCACUGCUUCACAAGAUUUUACGCGAAAAUCUGCUGAGGAGUGGAGGCAAGAGUUGAGAGAUGAUGUUUUGUACAGAUUCUCACAAAACGAAUCCGUUGCAGAGGAUUUGAUUGUAAUCAUGCAUCCGGCCAUCAUGUUUCGCCUCUGUACGCAAAUGUGCAAUCAC